Ostreobium quekettii is the source of this 990-nucleotide messenger RNA. NCBI's taxonomy places the organism in Eukaryota, Viridiplantae, Chlorophyta, Ulvophyceae, Bryopsidales, Ostreobiaceae. The record is from the annotation of a GenBank genome assembly.
AUGGACGGCUGCCGAGCCUGUGGCCGGGCCUCUGCCGGCGCUCAGUCCAGGCCCCGCCCCGCCGCCUUCCCUCCCACCUGUCGGACUCGCGUGGUGGAUGCCCCCCUGCGCAGGGCGCAAUCCCGACAGGGAGGGGCGCGGCGGCAUGGAUUGGCCGCCCGAGCGGCGGGGGCGGACGAAGGCGGCGCGGGGGCGCCCGCCGCCGGCCAGGCCGACGUGACAUCCGAGCAGCUGCAGGAGACUGCCUCCCUGGACGAGUUGAUCGACUUGUUCCUGGGCUGCAAAUCGAAGGAGGAGAUUCUGAAGGCGGUGGGCGACAACAUCCUGUCGCUGGACCAGAAGUUCUGGCUCCGGCUGGCCGCCCGCAGCGACACGGCAGACAGCGAGGAGGCCCGGCAGCGCUACAUGUCGCUCAGCCGGUCCAUCAUGGCGCUUGUGGACGCCAUCGUCAAGAAGGCCGACGAGCAGAUAACAGACUCGGCGGAGGUCCUGCAGAAGAUUUUGAAGGCCGCGGCUGAUGAGUCGGGCAAUUGGCACGUGCCCUUGACUCCAAAGGAGAUCAGCGCUCUGGACCAGGCACUUAUUGAGAAUGCUGAACACAUUGAUGAGGCAUUACUAUCAAAUGCAUUUGCAUGGAUGCGAAAAGCAAAGGAUGACAGCCUCGAUGGCAUGGUUGUGUUGCUACAGAAGGUCCUGCAGCUGUAUGCAGCGCGGGAACUUAAGACAGAAGAAAACGACGGUGCCCUUGGCUUCUGCAACGAACUCCUGGGUGUGGAUGCAGCAACCUGGGAGGCCGCUAUAAAAGAAAAGGCAUUGUCAGGGGAAUUGGAGGAGGAGGAAUUCAUGAAGGCAGUUCAAAUGAAGCUGGAGAACACCAUUUUGCUCAAAGGUGGCUCUUAUGCUCAGCGAGUUCAGGUCGAGUUUCUGUCGGAACUGAAGGAGCGAGGGCAAUCAGCUUUCAAGAGUGCUGCAGCUUCUUCAGCGCAGUAG